This is a messenger RNA of Calliphora vicina (urban bluebottle blowfly), 1273 nucleotides long. It is a transcript of the gene Jhbp3, whose product is annotated as Juvenile hormone binding protein 3. Bases 206 to 943 code for a protein of 245 amino acids. The transcript has 5 exons. The record is from RefSeq and is a predicted model, not a curated record. Lineage: Eukaryota; Metazoa; Arthropoda; Insecta; Diptera; Calliphoridae.
UUGCGGUAUUCUUUAGAUUUAUUUUGGAUUUCAAUGCGAGAGUUUUGGCUAAGCAAAAUUUAGAAAAUUUAAUUAAAACAAAAAACUGUAUUGAAAUUACUCUUGAACUUUCGGCUUAUAUUAAAUCCUUUUGUUAUUUAAAAAUUACAUUAAGGAUAAUUAACUGAUAAUUUAUCAAAAAUUCUUAUAACUAAACUUAGUCAAUAUGAAAGUCUUUGUAGCAGCUUUAACGAUUUUACUAGUUGCUGGAACCCAGGCUGUGCAAUUGCCUGAUUACAUUAAAGUUUGCUCGCGCAAUGAUCCCAAAAUUAAUGAAUGUGUCAAGAAUACUGUGCACAAUAUGCGACCCUACCUCAAGGACGGUAUUAAGGAAUUAAAUGUACCAGCAAUGGAACCUCUAUACAUAGGUGAUCUCAACAUUUUGGAAGGUGGCAGUUCGGGUAUCAAUGUCAAGGCUAUAGAUUUAAAUAUCUUUGGAGCUUCGAAUUUUGAAAUUAAGAAACUCAAAGCUUCCCAAAAUGGCAUGCGUUUCGAUUUUGAACUCAACUUACCUCGUCUUCAGGGAGAAGGUCAAUAUGAUAUAAAUGGCCAAAUUUUAGCUCUACCUUUGAAAGGCAAUGGUCCAUUUACCGGCAAUUUCACGAAUUUUUAUGCCUUCGUUAAAAUAAUUUUCGACACCAAAAACGUCAAUGGCGAAGAAUAUUUAACCAUAUCCGAUUUAAAUGUGAAAAUUCGCACCGGCAAAGGCCGCAUACGUUUGGAAAAUCUUUUCAAUGGCGAUAAAACUUUGGGUGACGUUGUCAACGAUACAAUCAAUCAAAAUUUCGAAGUUUUCACCAACGAAUUGAUAGCGCCCAUUGAACGUGCCUUGGAAAAGAAAUUUAUUGCUAUAGCUCGUAAAAUUUUGGAAAACUUUACCCAUAAUGAACUGUUCCCAGUUUAAGAUGAUGCUAACCAAAAGUUUGUUUGUCUAAAAGUGUUGUAGUCUCAAACGAAUAUGUAUUGUAAAUGUUUCAGCUAAAACAAACUAUCAGUUUUAUGUGGACUCAUAAAAAUGAUGGUUUGUUUUAUUUGAGCAGAGAGUAAGUAACUUAAAAUAUUUGGUUUUAAAUUUCAAAAUUUAUUUUAAUUUUAAAAUUGUGAUUAUAGCUUUAUUAAAUUGUUUAUGUAUGUAUAAAUUAUAACUAUGUAUUUGUAAAAUAAUAAUGUAUAUAAUUAAUAAUUUUUUUAUAAAUGUGUGUAUAUUGUAAAUAAAUGUGUAAAUGAAAAUGAA